AUGGCACCUAGUCGACUUACAGAAGAGGAUGAAGUAGCUGUCCCAGAGAUCAGCUACGACAUUAACCUUCCAUACAGCCAGGUAUCCGAUGAAUACGAUCAAAACUCAAAACGUCGAACAGAAUUUCCAAGUUACCUUCCAUCGUGGGAAGACGAUGUCUGGUUCGACGAAGUUCAGCCUUUCGAGUAUCAUGAUCCAGCUCUUCGAGCUAAUAAGUCCAAGCCAAACCUUUUCAAGAGUGGUGUGAAAGCCAAGCACAUCACGCCAAAAAUGGGAACCAUUCUGAGUGGCGUAAAGAUGGAGGAGCUCUCCGAUGCCGGUAGAGACGAGCUUGCUCUUUUGAUAACCGAACGAAAAAUUGUUGUUCUCCGAGAACAAACCGACUUUCUCCACGCCGGCCCCCAAUUCCAACAAGAUUUCAUGUCAUAUUUCGGACCGUUGAGCAUUCAGCCUGUAUCUGGUUCCGUCAAAGGACAUCCUCCCUUCCAUGUCAUUCAUCGCGAUCACAACGAAGAGGAAAUCGCGAGUUUCUUUAAGCGCAAAUUGACAUCCACACUCUGGCAUCAUGAUGUCAGCUACGAAAAACAGCCUCCUGGAUACAUUAUGCUUGGCAUAUUAGCCUGCCCCGACGUUGGCGGUGAUACCGUCUUUACCGAUACAGUGGAAGCCUACAAACGUCUCUCACCUACCUUCCGCGCCAUGAUCCAAGACCUCAAGGCAAAUCACUCCUCCCAAAAGAUGAUCGGCUAUGCCCGCGCCGCACGAGGGACCGUCCGAACCGACCCGAUCGAUUCCCUACACCCAAUCGUUCGCGUACAUCCCGUCUCGGGCGAAAAAGCCCUCUACCUCAACUCCGAAUUCUUGACCGAUAUCAUCGGGCUCAAGGAUGGUGAGAAAGACAUGCUGACGAAAUUCUUGAUCGAUCAUAUUUGCAUGGGACAUGAUUUCCAGGCAAGAGUAGGGUGGGAAAAACACUCGGUGGUGAUGUUUGAUGGGAGAAGCACUCUUCACACCGCAACCGUCGACUACGAUUCCCGCAUACAAGCGCGUCACCUGUUCCGCUUGGCAGCCAUGACGGAAAAACCCAUGUCGGUCGCUGAGUGGGAAGCACACCUCCACGACGAUAAAUCCUCCGAAACAUCCGAAUCAUCGGGCUCGAGCGUGAGCUCGGAUUAA
Sclerotinia borealis F-4128 is the source of this 1176-nucleotide messenger RNA. NCBI's taxonomy places the organism in Eukaryota, Fungi, Ascomycota, Leotiomycetes, Helotiales, Sclerotiniaceae. The record is from the annotation of a GenBank genome assembly.